Messenger RNA from Naegleria lovaniensis, 804 nucleotides. RefSeq lists its product as uncharacterized. Lineage: Eukaryota; Heterolobosea; Eutetramitea; Acrasida; Naegleriidae. The coding region runs from base 1 to 804 and encodes 267 amino acids. The record is from RefSeq and is a predicted model, not a curated record. The transcript has a single exon.
AUGAAAAGAAACGCAUGGAAAGGAUUAAAACAUUCAAUCCUUUCUCAUCCACGUCAUGAUCAUCAUCCUCAUCAAGAAUUCUUACUUCUAACUCAACCAUUGACACAUACUUUAGAAUUUAAUAAUUUUCACACCAACCUCAAUAAGAAUUCUUCGAUUUUUUCAUCAUCCCAAACGCCUUUACAUCUUUCGAGUUUACCAUCUCCAAAAAACUUUUACGGAAUUGACGAACCGGUCACACUUUCCAACCAAUCACCUCAUGCCAAGCCAUUAAUGUUUCGAAGUGUGUUUUCGAACAUUUCCGAAAGUUCGAAUCUGUCAAAUAAGGACAUUGCCGAUGUGAUGAAACACAACUUUGAAAUGUUUGAUCAAAGUCAAAAUUAUGAUCAAUUCAUGAAACUUUGCGCAGUAUGGAUGCGUGCGUAUCAAGUGGAAAAUGUUCAAAUUUUGGAUCAGUAUUUGAGACAACAAUUAGAAUUGGAUUGUCGUUUGGUUGCUCGUUUGCCCUCAAUUGGAGAUUCUCGAGAGAAGAUUAUUCAUCCCUUGUUUAGAGAGGGUUCGAGUGUGACUCUUCAAUAUGUGGUCGAUGUUGUUCCAAGUGAAGAUUUCGAAGAGGUUCUUCGCUCGCAACAAAUCUCGGAACAGGAAAAUUAUGACCGCUUGUCACAAGCUGGUUUUUCAGAGCAGAUUUUGAAAGAGAGUAAACCAAAACUAUCAUAUUUUGGAAAGACAGAAAAUUCGUUGGAUGAAAUGGAGUUGUAUACUACAUGUCGUGCAUUUCCAAUGUUUCAAAUUGUUGACUAG